AUGUACAGCUCCUCGAAGAAUCCCCCAUCGUGGCCUAACCCCUCUACUCGCUCAUCUACAGAAUCAGGACCGCAAUCUAGCAACCACGAGUCACCGCGCGUAUCGACGGAAGAACGACCCCGAUUCCUCUUGCACAAGUCUCCAAUUCGGAUCCCCCGCGAAGCAAAGUGGAUAUGCAGCACCUGCGGCGUACCGCAUGCCUUUACACGAACAGCCGCUAUCCGACCUCUAGGAUAUCUUAUAUGCGGACUCUGUGGCACAGUCGCCAACUACACGGUGGAGCUCCGGAACAUGUCGCACCUGCAGCGCCUCUGGGGAACGUCCUUCAUGCUUUCCAUACCGCCGGGCGAGCUGGCCCCGCCCCGUACCGUCUUCGUCUGGGUAUGUUGUCACUGCGGACGCUCACAUCAGCAAUAUCCAGUCCCUCUUCACCGUCCGCCGACGCCGCCAACGCCACCGCCGUCUGGAUUGCGACGGCCCAGCUUCCGUGGCCGCUUUCUUGGCUCUCUCAGAAAGGAGAAGCAGGAAGAGAGCGAAGUGCCAAUUAAAGACCUCAUAACGAGCCAUGCUCCGGGCGCACAGUCAGAAGAGCGUAGAGCAUACAGGGUCAAGUUCACUGAGUCCUGGUGCAAGUGCGGGCAUAACGCGUGUGUCAUCUGCUUGUUGGUCAAAGUGGAAUGGGAGGAAGAAUGGGUGUCGAUCGUAGCGUAA
Molecule: messenger RNA, 711 nt
Organism: Trematosphaeria pertusa
Lineage: Eukaryota; Fungi; Ascomycota; Dothideomycetes; Pleosporales; Trematosphaeriaceae
Exons: 1
Coding region: 1-711 (236 amino acids)
Source: RefSeq, a predicted model, not a curated record